UUUGUGACGUCAGGCUGCGCGGCCAGGCUGGGACAGGCGGCGGCUCGCGGAGGCGCUUCUUCGAGCGUGACGUGCGGUCUUCGCUCUGCUGCGGCCCGCCCGCCCGCCGGUCUAGCCGCCGCCUCCUUCGCUCCCUGAGCGCGCCAGGCUAGGGUCAGCGGCCGGGGCGACGCGGCGCGGAGAGGGCGGGCGGGCUGUGGGAGCGCCGGUCUCUAUAUGGCGGCGGCUCUGUCGGGCCUGGCUGUCCGGCUCUCGCGCUCGGCCGCCGCCCGCUCCUAUGGGGUCUUCUGCAAGGGGCUGACUCGCACGCUGCUCAUCUUCUUCGACCUGGCCUGGCGGCUGCGUAUCAACUUCCCCUACCUCUACAUCGUGGCUUCCAUGAUGCUCAACGUCCGCCUGCAGGUUCAUAUUGAGAUCCAUUGAAGGCCCUCCCAGACUGACGAAGGCGUGACGUCAGGCCCACUGCAUCCAAGAAGACGAAGCAUGAGGGACAGAAGAGGGCCUCUCGGCACCUGCCUGGCACAAGUGCAGCAGGCCGGAGGAGGUGACUCGGACAAACUAUCAUACAGCCUUAAGAAAAGAAUGCCAGAGGGCCCUUGGCCUGCAGAUGCACCCUCCUGGAUGAAUAAGCCUGUGGUUGAUGGAAAUUCACAAAGUGAGGCAUUAUCACUGGAAAUGAGAAAGGAUCCGAGCGGGGCUGGCCUCUGGCUUCACAGUGGUGGCCCAGUGCUUCCAUAUGUGAGAGAAUCACUAAGAAGAAAUCCAGCCUCAGCAGCGACUCCGAGCACAGCUGUGGGUUUGUUCCCUGCUCCAACAGAGUGUUUUGCUCGAGUGUCCUGCAGUGGUGUUGAAGCUCUGGGGCGGCGGGACUGGCUGAGAGGAAGGCCCAGGGCCACUGACGGCCACAGAGGACAGUGCCCCAAAGGAGAGCCUCGGGUGUCACGACUGCCACACCAUCAAAAACUGCUGGAAAUGGGAAGUUUUCAGGAUGACCCACCAAGUGCUUUUCCCAAGGGUCUGGGCUCUGAGUUGGAACCCUCUUGCCUGCACUCCAUCCUGUCUGCAACACUGCACGCGUAUCCCAAAGUGCUCCUGAGUGAUGAGACAAAAUGCAUUUUCCUUGACCGUUUAAAGCCCGUGUUUUCACAGCAAACAAUAGAAUUCAAGAAAAUGCUUAAAAGCACCUCAGAUGGUCUGCAGAUAACACUGGGGUUACUGGCUCUGCAGCCUUUUGAAUUAGCAAAUACAUUAUGCCAUAGUUAAGGUACAAGCAGAACAAUACCAAUAGAUUAAUUUUAAGAGUUGUCUUAGAAUGAUUUCUUUCGCAUUAAGUCUGGAUGCAAGCUGUGCAGCCCUUAGGUUCCUGCUGUAGUUUUGUACGACCCGGCAGACUUAAAUCGAGUUUAAAUUCAAAGCCGGUUGAUGCGGAAGGAACUUUUUUAGCAUGUGUUAAAUUGUGCUUUAAAAGACAUAUAAAGAAUUGGGAAACAUUUCAGGAGACGAUCAUAGCCUGUAUAAAUACCAGAUUAGAACAUACGGAUUUACCAUGAAGUUCUGUCUUCAACACCCAUUCUAAAGGGCUACUGUCCCAAAUCCUGUGUGUCCUUUCGGCUUGUCUGAUCACCCAAUGGAAAUGGAUACUUGUAAAGUCUACACCGCUGUACUUGGCGUUAAAUCUUGCUGAAUUCAUGGUAAGCUGUUAUCAUUUCUACAUUUUGUAGAAUGAUUUUGGUCUGCAGCAAAAUUCGAUUUCACUUCUCACACCCCUUUCCUUCCAUUUGAAAUGCAAUUUAGACAGAGGCCGUGUGGUGAAAGUUGCAAUAUUAAGUUUAUCUUUAGAAGAUCCCUUCUCAAACUCGGAACCCUAGCAGUGUUACCUUAAACAAAAAUGAGUUUGAGAAAAAAGUAGCUCAGUUACAGAGAAGCAAAUUGAAUUAUUUCCCACAUAAAAAGUUUCUCAGAUUCUAGGAAUUGCAGUAUCCUGUACCCUAAAAUUUUUCCAGGUGACUCCUUUUGUUGUCUGUUAACUUUGAUAAAGGUCAUUUAAGGACAUAAGGUUUUAAAGACUCCCAAAGUGAGACUUAACCAUUUUCGGGAUUAUUGAUUGCAUAUAUCAGUUUAUGUUGUGUGCUGAAUUACUAUGCCAUGUGCUAUUUUAGUGUUUGGGGAAAAUGAAAAAUAAAAUUUGUUCUUUAGCUUAAUAAAUAAGUCUUAUUUUAUA
Molecule: messenger RNA, 2221 nt
Organism: Nomascus leucogenys (northern white-cheeked gibbon)
Lineage: Eukaryota; Metazoa; Chordata; Mammalia; Primates; Hylobatidae
Source: RefSeq, a predicted model, not a curated record